AUUGUCGCAUCAUUGAUUCAUUUGUUUAUUUUUGUUUUUGAAAAAUUUUCGAUCCAUAAAAUUCUAAAGAAUUGGAUUAAUCAUUUUAUAACGAAAACAUCAAUAAUAUAUAUCAAUCAAUAAUAUAUAAAAAGAAAAAUGGGCCGAAAAAAGAAGAAACCUUCAAAACCAUGGUGUUGGUAUUGUAAUCGUGAAUUUGAUGAUGAAAAAAUUCUGAUUCAACAUCAAAAAGCCAAACAUUUUAAAUGUCAUACUUGUCAUAAGAAAUUAUAUACCGGGCCCGGUUUGGCUAUUCAUUGUAUGCAAGUACAUAAAGAAACAAUCGAUAAAAUUCCAAAUGCAUUACCUAAUCGUAAUAAUGUUGAUAUCGAAAUUUAUGGUAUGGAAGGCAUACCUGAAGCUGAUCUUCGUCAACAUGAAAAAUCCAAAGGAAAUGGAGAAUAUGUAUCGUCAACGGAUUCUGUUCCGCCUAAACCUUCGAUAAUACCGAAAGUACCGAUACUUUCAGCACCAGUGACAGCCGGAACUGCUGUACUUCCGAUGCCGAUGCCAACAGCUGGUGCUUCUGGUGUACCUUAUCUACCCCCCGGUAUGGUACCACCGGGUGUAAUGCCAUACGCUGCUUCGGGUCAUCCUCAUCCACGAUUUCCUCAUCUAAUGCAUCCGGUUGGCAUGCCACCUGGGCCUCAUCAUCAUCCACCAUUACCACCAGGAUUUCCUAUUGGAGCUCAUCCACCACCACCACCACCGGGAAUUCCUCAUCAUCCGUUGAUGCAAAAUCCAACUCAACCACCACCAUCAAUGCCAUCAACUACAGUUGCUUUAGCGGUUUUGCCUCAACCACCACCACUACCAACACAGCCAACUACAUCGGCGGCUGAAAUACCGAAGCCUUUGUUUCCAUCUGUUUUGGUCACACAAUCACAACUUACGGCACCACCAUUAGCAACUUCAACGUCAACUACUGCUACAGGUACUACUUCGACAUCUACAACGGUGGUCAAUAAAAUAGUCACAACAACAGCCACAAGUCGGAUUAUACAUCCUGAAGAAGAUCUUUCAUUAGAAGAAUUACGGGCCAAAAUACCUCGUUAUCGACAUUUAAAUCUGGAACAAUAUUUCCAUUCACAAUCAACAUCAUUAUCAACUUCGUCAUCCACAUCGACUUCAACAACGACAUCACAACCAAUACCUAUACAAACACAGCCUUCAUAUCCGCAAACUUCAAUAGCUCCUCCUCAGAUACACCCAUCCAUAAAUGUUCAAUCUAUUCCCGCAAAUCCGUCAAUGUUAUAUCCACCACCACCACCAAUACCAACAUCAUUGGCUGGUGGUCUUCCUUCUCAACCUGUUCUACCACCACCGCCGCCACCACCAAUUCGUUAUCAAAUGCCGGUUCCACCACCACCACCUCUUCCAAUGGUACCAACAUCACAAUAUUUACCGCCACCCCCACCAUUACCAGCACCAACAUCACAAAAUUUUCAUCGAACAGCAUAUUGACAAGAUAAAAAAAACCUACGGAGGUGGAUGACUUCAGAUCUCAAUCUGAUUGAUUUAGAUGGAUGUUAUUUGUCAUCGUUUUUAAUUUUGAAAAAAAAUUUCGAUUUUUUUUUAUACAUUUCACAUUAAUGAUAAUUAUUCAUAUAUGUCCCAAGAAAUUUGAUUUCUAAGUUUAUAUAAUAUUAGCGUGAAAUAAAUUUUUUUUUAAUAAA
Messenger RNA from Dermatophagoides farinae (American house dust mite), 1715 nucleotides. RefSeq names its product BUB3-interacting and GLEBS motif-containing protein ZNF207. Gene Ontology annotation, cellular component: nucleus. The record is from RefSeq and is a predicted model, not a curated record. Gene Ontology annotation, molecular function: DNA binding. Lineage: Eukaryota; Metazoa; Arthropoda; Arachnida; Sarcoptiformes; Pyroglyphidae.